This is a messenger RNA of Zingiber officinale, 705 nucleotides long. Its product is annotated as zinc finger protein GIS3-like. Gene Ontology annotation, biological process: cytokinin-activated signaling pathway; trichome morphogenesis; trichome differentiation. Gene Ontology annotation, molecular function: transcription cis-regulatory region binding; DNA-binding transcription factor activity. The transcript has a single exon. The record is from RefSeq and is a predicted model, not a curated record. Gene Ontology annotation, cellular component: nucleus. NCBI's taxonomy places the organism in Eukaryota, Viridiplantae, Streptophyta, Magnoliopsida, Zingiberales, Zingiberaceae. The coding region runs from base 1 to 705 and encodes 234 amino acids.
AUGACCGAGGAAGAUAAUUGUUCACCGUCGUCCAACAAUCGCGGCUACGGGAUGAAAUUGUUCGGCUUCGACGUGUCCGAAGGCCAGGAGGCCGGCGGAUCGACCACCGACGCCGCCGACGGCGCCACGACCGCCUCCGGCGGCGCCAGAGACAGGGCCAAGUACGAGUGUCACUACUGCCGCCGGGAGUUCGCCAACUCGCAGGCGCUCGGCGGCCACCAGAACGCGCACAAGAAGGAGCGGCAGCACCUGAAGCGCGAGCAGAUUCAGCGACAGCAGCAGCAGCAGAAUCUCCUCUACGGGGGCGGCGGUAGCCGCAGCAGCAGCGCGCUGUAUCCGCGGAACCCGAUUGGGUGGGCCUUCGCGCCGCCGCCCCAUCUGCUAACGGGCCCACCCGCUGCCGACUCCGCCACCAGGUGGUUCUAUUUUUCGCGCACCGCCAAUGAGCCGCCGCCGGCGGCGCCGUCGGAGCCCAUCCACGUGGCGCACGGUUGCGCAUUUCCUCCAUCGUCCCCUGCCUCGGGCUUCUCUCGCGUACCCGCCGGAUAUGCGCGCGGAGCGCUUGUCCACGAAGCGGGCAGCGGCCACGCAGCCUCAGCGGAGACAGGCUCGAGCUCGUUCGCGAGGCCGGCGAAGAAUUCGGCCGGACCCGGCGAGUCGUGCAGGUUGGACCUCAAGCUCAGCUUGGCUCCAGGCGGGUGGUGA